Molecule: messenger RNA, 2820 nt
Organism: Dinoponera quadriceps
Lineage: Eukaryota; Metazoa; Arthropoda; Insecta; Hymenoptera; Formicidae
Gene: sac
Product: dynein heavy chain 1, axonemal
Exons: 11
Coding region: 1-2820 (939 amino acids)
Biological process (GO): microtubule-based movement
Cellular component (GO): dynein complex
Molecular function (GO): dynein light intermediate chain binding; minus-end-directed microtubule motor activity; dynein intermediate chain binding
Source: RefSeq, a predicted model, not a curated record
AUGGAAAGAAGACGAAGAGCGUACGCGAAAUUAAAAAUAGAAGACGUUUUAAAGGCGGAAGGUGUCAAGCCGUGUGACAUAAUACCGCCCGAAAAAAUUUAUCCGUCAUUCUCCUACGAAGAGAAAUACGGCUUGUACCCUAAGGCGAACUAUUUACCGUUAGAAGUGUUCGACGAUGAGGAAUACGAUUGUAGAACGGCGGAGGAGUGGAUGAAUUUCGGUAUCGUCGAUGGUGUCCGUUAUCCGUUACCGGCUACGGUAUUUAUCGAAAAGGCCGGGCGAAAAGGAAGGAUAUUUCGUCGAAAUAUUGAUAAGCUGGAUGAUUUGUUCGGCUGGACCGAAGCUGCCGUGACGGACUACAAUAGCGAGAAGAAAGUCUGGACCGUUCUUACGUUGGACGGUCUCAAGCGAGGAUUCUUCCUUCCCAGGAUAUACAUUAGAUUCUAUGGAGAGGAUCCCAGAACAUUCGCCGAGAGAGUGGCAGUCGCCGUCAAACAAAGACAGAUAGCCGAAGCUACUAUCAGAUACCAUUUAUAUUUGGACUGUAUGCGGCUUGACGGCAUGCCGGCGCUCGACGAGGAGCGACAGAAAGCUCGAAUAAUCCUCUCGGCUACUCGAGAAAACCCCAUCGAACGUGUCGCCGGUCAUCUUUCAAACUUGAUGGACGAAAUUGCGCUGGAGUAUCGUCGAGUUAUGUGCGAUCUGACGUGGCGGCCUCUCAUUGAAAAACAAGCCGAUACGUUUAAUUUCAUCGCAUGGAAGGAGAUAAAUGUCGCCUGCGAUAUCACGAUAUCAGAAGUGAGAAGAGUUCACACCGACAUGGAAGACUUCGCGAAAACGAAGGAUUACUUCCAUUUGAUGACUCUGUACGUUUUGCCGGAAGUGUACGAGGCCAUGCAGUGCGUGGUCGCCGAGUGCAUCUACGUGUCCGAUAUGAAUCUCUUCGCCUCGACUUACGGUAAAUCGAUGCCUCUGUUGGAGUUUGAGUCGCAACAGAAUCUAGAGAACGGUACGGUGAUGAAGUACCUGAAGGAAUUGUGGUUGGAAAGGAUCACGCAGUCGAUUCGAAGGUGUCUGCGGGAUCUCGGGAAGGAAUGGUUCGAUCUUGAUCAGAAGAAUCGCGAGGUAUACGACGCGAUGAAGUUGAAAAGAUUCAUAGAUGUCGCUGUGCUUCGAAUGCAGACAGCGUUGCGAGAUCUCGUAUACAAGUCGAUCGACCUGUACGUGGAAAUGCUGACAGCUCCGGCGAUAUGCACCUUAAACGUGAACGAGGAUUUUGUGUGGGGCACCGAUCUCGUAAAUACGCAAUUUAAAUCCACGGCACAUCCUGUCUUCAACAUCAACAUUCUGAUGAAUGGCGAUACCGUCUGUUAUUCAACCGACCUGGAAUCGUUCGAAGAAGUUAUCGUAACUCUGUUUGAUGAUUUCCUGAGCCAGUGCCAUCAAAUCAGACAGAUUCAUUCCUUUUUGCUGCCAUUCCUGACGUUCCCUAAAGAUCUGUUUCUCAGCUCGGUAGGCUUACAGGAGAGGCGGGUCUGCGAGGCUCGAGAUCGUUUGAGGAUCGCUUACAGAAAAUCUGUGAUACCUCUGAGAGCGUAUGCGAACGAGUAUCGUCAGUAUCUGGAAUUUUUUACCCUGAAUAUUGAGAAAUAUAUGAAGGACUUCAAAGAUGCGGAUCACACCGCUCUGGAAGUCAAGGACGAGGUGUCCUUUCACCUGAAAAUGAAGUCCGCCCUCGAGAAUGCGCUGCCGAACGAGAUGAUCGUAGGUCCUUUUCGCGUGAACGUUCAACCCCUGAGACAUCAUCUCGUGCAGAAACGACAGAAUUGUGUCACGCAGCUACUGACCAUGUUCACCGAGAGCUUGAGGGCGCGAACCAACGUCGUUCUGACGGGUUAUUCGCGAAUCGAUGCGAGACUGAGAUCACCGUCGCGCGACAUCGAACACUUGUUCGAGGAACAAGACUGGGUGGCGACGAUACCGCUGACGAUGAGGCCGCUGGACGAAACUAUGCAGAAACUGACGCGCGAAUUCGACGUUCUCGAUUACUUCCGAUGGAAUCUGUCCGACCAGGAUUUCGAGGCCAAGUGGCAAGGCAUAGGUUCCUCUCGCAAAAUGAAAGAGGCCAAAGAACGUUUCGCCAGCGAGUACGAGAAAUUCCACAAAUUGGAAGUGCAGGACGAAAUUAUCCUGUCGGAAAAGAUCGAUACACUCAUAGGAAACGUCGCAAACUUGACGGUGCAGACGGGCAUUGAUAGGAUACACGAGACGGCGAUUGAAGCGAAGAGGAUUGAGAAGAUGAUGAAUGAAUAUCGGGAAUUGAGUUUACUGCUAAACAAGCGACAGGAAUUAUUCGGCAUGGAAGUAGUGGUGUUCGAGCAAUUAAACAGAUUGGUGAAGGAGUUCGAGCCGUAUCUAACGUUAUGGGUCGCUGCAUCUGAUUGGUUAAAGUGGCAAGAGAUGUGGAUGGAAAAUCCUCUGAUGAACAUCGACGCGCAUCAGAUCGAAGGCAUAGUUGCCGAUCUGCACGAAACCAUGUCGCGUUGCGCGGAAAUAUUUAAAGACAGUCCAAAGGUGGCCGCCGUUGCGCUUACAAUGAGGCAACAGAUUGAAGCGUUUAAGCCUCGCAUCGGCGUGAUACUGGCUCUGCGAGAACCCGAAAUGAAGGAUCACCAUUUCGAGGAACUUUUCAAGAAGACCGGCGUACAAAUGGCGCUCACUCCGACGUUAACUUUCAAAGAUCUACUCAUUUUCGGCGUAAUGAAGUUUGAAGAUACCGUGAAGGCCGUCGCGAAUACUGCACGAAGAAAUGCUCUAUAG